Mangifera indica (mango) is the source of this 1737-nucleotide messenger RNA. Its product is annotated as LOB domain-containing protein 28-like. Lineage: Eukaryota; Viridiplantae; Streptophyta; Magnoliopsida; Sapindales; Anacardiaceae. The transcript is spliced from 2 exons. Bases 64 to 870 code for a protein of 268 amino acids. The record is from RefSeq and is a predicted model, not a curated record.
AUCAGUUAAGUAUUUAUAUUCUUCAAACUUGAAAGCAAAAUCAACCUUGAGAUAUUUGGAACCAUGCAUCAAAAUCGAAAAUUAUUUAUGUUAAGGAAGCAAGCUUCAUCAUCUUCCUCCAAUGGUUUUUUCUCACUUUUUCUUCUAGGGUAUUAUCUAUUAUGGAAUUUUUUAGUCAUCAAUAUGACCAAAAUUGGAGGCACAAAACAUGCUUGUGCUGCAUGUAAAUAUCAAAGGAGAAAAUGUGCCCCUGACUGCCCUUUUGCUCGCUACUUCCCGGCUGAUCAGCCCAAGGUGUUUCUGAAUGCUCACCGCCUUUUCAGGCUGUCGAAUAUUGCGAGAAUCUUGAACAAGGUUGAUAGUGAUAAAAAGGAUGAAGCUAUGAGAACCAUUAUUUUUGAGUCCACCAUUCGUGCAAAGUAUCCGGUUCAUGGAUGUUGGGGGAUUAUUGGCAAACUCCAGCAUCAUAUACAAAGCUCCAUGAAUGAGCUACAGUUGGUGAGGGCAACGCUGGCGAGAUACAAAGAGUGUGACCAUUUUCAAGUACCUUCUUCAACAUCACUUUCUGAAAUAAGCACAGCUUUGAGUUAUGCCCUUAAUAGAGGGCAAACUGAUAUGUAUGCAGAAACUGGUGAAAUUUUGAUGAAGCAAAAUGGUUUGAAGGUUGAAGAAAAUUUUAUUUAUAAUGAUGCUAAAGAAUUUCCCAUUACAAUUCCAGAAUUACAAAUUCCUGAGGAUUAUGACUACCCCUUUGAUACAAAUGGGUUCAUUAAUAUCAAUCCAUGCACAGAAUCUUCAAGUUUGGAAUCAGAGGAUGCUAAUAAGGAGCUCUUAGUCCAAAGAAUAAAGGACGAGAAUUCAUGUAUAUAGAUUGAUUUUUUUUUCUGGGUUUUACUAAUUUAUAGUUUAGGGAUGAUUAUUUUUCAGUUUACAUAUUCACCUAGGAUUUCAUUUGGAUUACUGUGUAGAGUUUGUAACACGUUUGAUGAUUAUAGUUGUCUUGAUAGUCUGUUAAUUAUUCUUUUUCUACAUGUUGUAAAAGUUACAAUUAAGCUUGCAAUAAAAUCAAGCUGUAACUAUCUAAACCAGAUUCAGUUGGGCUAUUGUUGAGCCUGAGUUUGAGUUUAAGCGGCUCGAAUGCUACUUGGAAAGGCUAUUUGCUCCUCUGCAUUAGAUUCAGAGCAAAACUCAUCUUUGGCUUCUGCACUUUUGAUCGUGUACCAUUUGAGUUGUCGAACACUGAGAAAGUUUUGGUCGCAUAAUGUCAAGCUUUCACAUUGGAAAUAUCAUGUGGUCUGUGCAAUUUGCAACAAAUAGCUGCUUUUCUGCUCAUGUUUAUGUGAUUUGCAGAUCAUCUGGUCUCCACCAGCACUUCCUUUUGUAGCACAUCCGGUCUCCAUUGCAAUUUUUUGUUGCCUCGGUAUUCCUUGCAGGUGAUUAGGCAUAUAUUGUCUCCAUUGCAAGGUCUGUAGUCCAAAUGUCUUUUGCAGACUCCAAGUUCAUGAUCCUUGUGCUAGAGAAUGGACAGACUUCAGCUUUGGACUUUCUAAUUUUUACUUUUCUUGUGGCUAUUGAGUUGAGCGAUGGUAAGAUUUGCAGGCAAUGGAGUAAUGACACAAUCUUCCUCUCCUGCCUCUCUCAAACACUAUGUGGUGCAAUACAGGUUUCCAUUAUUUCACAUUAUAGUGAUUUUGGUUUGUGAUUGUGGACUCAGAUCCCUCAAAACAAUUGUUGUAA